Molecule: messenger RNA, 4836 nt
Organism: Mizuhopecten yessoensis (Yesso scallop)
Lineage: Eukaryota; Metazoa; Mollusca; Bivalvia; Pectinida; Pectinidae
Product: pentatricopeptide repeat domain-containing protein 3, mitochondrial-like
Exons: 24
Coding region: 63-1901 (612 amino acids)
Biological process (GO): mitochondrial translation
Cellular component (GO): mitochondrion
Molecular function (GO): protein binding; rRNA binding; ribosomal small subunit binding
Source: RefSeq, a predicted model, not a curated record
UUUCCGGUCUUUAGUAGCACCCAGAUCCGAUCUUGUCGGUCAAACGCUCAAUAAGUGUGAAAAUGGCGACCUCCAUGCAAAUAGCAUGGAAACACCGAUUGCUGCAAACAACAUUGACUCAUCUUUGUGGAAGUACACCCCAGAGAAGUUGUCAGAUCGCUGCUCAAACCAUCACACCGACCAAGGCUAAGCUGAUGCGAGUCAAAAGAGACAUCAAGAUACCGAAGAAAAAGAAAAGAGAUUCCGUAUCUAUUCUACAGGCUUUGUCAGAGGUUGCUGGCAAGGAUCACACCGUCCCCGACUACAAACCAACAUAUACAGAUGAUCGAUUCGUUAUACCAUACAAUCAGAAGGCACAAUCAUUUCGAUUUGCUUUGACCUCAGGAAGGGUGUCAGCUCAGUAUUUUAUCCAGCACUUCCCGGAAUGUUUUGCUACAAAGAAGAGUGUACCCCACAUACUAGCACUAGAGCCAAAACAGGGCCGGGCUAAGGUGGAAGGAACCUCAGAGGAGGCCUUACAGGAAAAGAUACAGAUCAAUCUUGUGGCAGAUGCUAUGCAAAUGUAUGAGAAGAUAAUUGAUGAAGGUGGAAGUGUUGCCAUAGAAACAACAGAGGAUCUGGUGGAUAUGAUCAUGUUCAACUUUGGACAGGAGCAAGAUAAAAUUACAACCAAUCCUUUCAAUUUACAAAUAGCAUCUGCCUGGUCUCAUCCAGAACAAAUACCAGGAGAUUUCUUACAAGAAUUUCUUGAAUUAGUGAGAACAGAAAAAACUUCAAGGAUGUAUAAAUCCAUCAUCCUCGGCUUUUGUAAGUUUGAACAUAUGACAACAGCACUGGAUUACUAUGAAGAGAUGAAAAGCAAAGGAUUUCAAUAUGACAGAGACAUUAUCCACGCACUCCUGUCACCCAACCCACCAUGGUCAAACAAGAUGCCCUUACCUGCUAGCACUGCACGGAACCUCCUCAAAGACAUGAAGACAGCGGGAAUUGCUCCAACAGAAGAGACGUUUAGGAGAUUGGUGUCUGGACCAGGCUCAUAUUGUCCAGACAUUUCCUUCUUCACGGAGAUCUUCAAUGAAAUGAAGGCCCUAGGAAUGAAACCUUCCCUGUCCAUGUGUCAAGUCUUUUUGAAAUUCAGCCAUGAAAAAUCAGAUUUUGAGCAGAUCCUGAACUUUGUAGAGAAGGAAAAUAUCAAGGCUACCUCUGAAAAUGAAAUGGGAUUCUUCGUUGACGCUAUGCUAUUAAGCGAUUCUGAAUUCCGUAGUCCUGAGUACGCGUUGAGGGUGGACACACUAUUCCGUGCGUUAGGAGAGAGCUAUUACUUCGAGACUGUUGAUGAAUCUAGAAGAUACUACCGCUCAUUUAUAGUUGUUUUCUUAAAAUACGAAACUUUAGAAAACAUCCUGGAAAUCUAUGAAAGAGUUGUUCCACAUAAAUUGCAACCUAUAAACUUUCCUCUGCACAGGCUCUUGGAACAAAUGAAAAUAAAAGAAGAUUUCGGCCAUUUAUCAAAAUUGGUUAGAGACGUCUUCAUGGCUACAAAAGACCUUGAGAAAGAUAGUAUUCAGGACAUAUUUGAAACAAUUGAUGCAGUCAAAGGUCCUCAGGAGGUGUUGCAAGAGCUAUCUGACGUCUUUGAAGUUAUAACAGCAGAUUUUAAGCGGUUUCAAAUGAGAAAGUCUCAAACAAGAACUAUGCCAGAAUUGAAAUAUUUUGUGAUUGCAUUCAAAAUCAAUAUGAAGGCGGGCCACUUUGAACGAGCAUGGGCUAUUUUUGAGAUCAUUGAGAACUGUGCUGCAUUGAAAGAGGCUCAGUGUGUUGAACUGCUUCAUCAAUGUGUUCAAAGGGACGAAGAGAAUAAAGCACAGCGGGUUGAAACUUACAUGAAAAACCGUCUAUAAUACAGACUUUGGUGUAAAACCUCUACAAAGAUUGAAAAUGAAGCAAAGAUGAUCUACCCAAUGCGGGUCUCCUAUAUGUUGGGAUUGUUCAGUUGGACGGUACAUAUGGAAUAGGGUGCCAUAACAAAGGGACCAUCUUUUUUAUCUAUACUGUAGAUGUCUUGUAUAAAGUAAAGGAUUAGUUAAACUGGUUUUCAAAUGUGUUGACCACUCAUUUCUUACAUCUCUUAAUAAGAAUACACAGUGGCACUCCUUCCUAUUGAAUUGUUUGUGCUACACAUUUUAUAACAAGGGAACUCUCAAAAUGGGGAUUGUGUCAAUUCAAACCAUUGAUAUGUUUACUUUUUUACAAUCAAGCCACUAUUCAUCUGGUGGCCCCAAAGUAAAGUCGUGGAUGUAGGGUAAUGAUUUGUACAUCUCUGUACGCAAGUUUUCAAGUCAUACAGCUUUUUCACAAUUGAGCCACAUUGCUGAGAUCACAAGUGACAACAUAAUAAGGUUCCGCUGUCUAGUAGUUGGUCUGUGGUAACAAAGCCCCGAAGUAAUUAUCAAGUCUAAACAUUACUGGUCUGUAUAGUUUGAUAAAUAAGCACCAAAGUAAUUAACAAGUCUAAACUUUACUUGUCUGUAUAUAGUGUAUGGACUUUGGUAACAAGGCAACAAACUAAUUAACAAGUCUAAACUUUACUUGUCUGUAUAUAGUGUAUGGACUUUGGUAACAAGGCACCAAACUAAUUAACAAGUCUAAAUAUUACUGGUCUGUAUAUAGUGUAUGGUCUUUGGUAACAAGGCACCAAAGUAAUUAACAAGUCUAAAUAUUACUGGUCUGUAUAUUGUGUAUGGACUUUGGUAACAAGGCACCAAAGUAACUAACAAGUCUAAAUAUUACUGGUCUGUGUAUAGUGUAUGGACUUUGGUAACAAGGCACCAAAGUAAUUAACAAGUCUAAAUAUUACUGGUCUGUGUAUAGUGUAUGGACUUUGGUAACAAGGCACCAAACUAAUUAACAAGUCUAAAUAUUACUGGUCUGUAUAUAGUGUAUGGACUUUGGUACCAAAGGCCCUCUGUUGUUGACAGAGUAAAAUCACUAUGGAGUAUAUGAACUAUGAUUUGUGGCAACAAGGCCCCACACAAAUUAACAACUGAAAAAAUAACUUAUAUACUGGUAGUGUAUUUACUUUGGUAACAAGACCUAAUAGUAAUUGACACGUGUAAUUACUCUAUGGACUUUGGUAACAAGACCUAAUAGUAAUUGACACGUGUAAUUACUCUAUGGAGUUUGGUUACAAGACCUAAUAGUAAUUGACAAGUGUAAUUACUCUUAUGGACUUUGGUAACAAGAUCUAAUAGUAAUUGACACGUGUAAUUACUCUAUGGACUUUGGUAACAAUACCUAUCAGUAAUUGACACGUGUAAUUACUAUAUGUACUUUGGUAACAAGACCUUAUAGUAAUUGACAAGUGUAAUUACUCUAUGGACUUUGGUAACAAGACCUAAUAGUAAUUGACAAGUGUAAUUACUCUAUGGACUUUGGUAACAAGACCUAAUAGUAAUUGACAAGUGUAAUUACUCUAUGGACUUUGGUAACAAGACCUAAUAGUAAUUGACAAGUGUAAUUACUCUAUGGACUUUGGUAACAAGACCUAAUAGUAAUUGACAAGUGUAAUUACUCUAUGGACUUUGGUAACAAGACCUAAUAGUAAUUGACAAGUGUAAUUACUCUAUGGACUUUGGUAACAAGACCUAAUAGUAAUUGACAAGUGUAAUUACUCUAUGGACUUUGGUAACAAGACCUAAUAGUAAUUGACAAGUGUAAUUACUCUAUGGACUUUGGUAACAAGACCUAAUAGUAAUUGACAAGUGUAAUUACUCUAUGGACUUUGGUAACAAGACCUAAUAGUAAUUGACAAGUGUAAUUACUCUAUGGACUUUGGUAACAAGACCUAAUAGUAAUUGACAAGUGUAAUUACUCUAUGGACUUUGGUAACAAGACCUAAUAGUAAUUGACAAGUGUAAUUACUCUAUGGACUUUGGUAACAAGACCUAAUAGUAAUUGACAAGUGUAAUUACUCUAUGGACUUUGGUAACAAGACCUAAUAGUAAUUGACAAGUGUAAUUACUCUAUGGACUUUGGUAACAAGACCUAAUAGUAAUUGACAAGUGUAAUUACUCUAUGGACUUUGGUAACAAGACCUAAUAGUAAUUGACAAGUGUAAUUACUCUAUGGACUUUGGUAACAAGACCUAAUAGUAAUUGACAAGUGUAAUUACUCUAUGGACUUUGGUAACAAGACCUAAUAGUAAUUGACAAGUGUAAUUACUCUAUGGACUUUGGUAACAAGACCUAAUAGUAAUUGACAAGUGUAAUUACUCUAUGGACUUUGGUAACAAGACCUAAUAGUAAUUGACAAGUGUAAUUACUCUAUGGACUUUGGUAACAAGACCUAAUAGUAAUUGACAAGUGUAAUUACUCUAUGGACUUUGGUAACAAGACCUAAUAGUAAUUGACAAGUGUAAUUACUCUAUGGACUUUGGUAACAAGACCUAAUAGUAAUUGACAAGUGUAAUUACUCUAUGGACUUUGGUAACAAGACCUAAUAGUAAUUGACAAGUGUAAUUACUCUAUGGACUUUGGUAACAAGACCUAAUAGUAAUUGACAAGUGUAAUUACUCUAUGGACUUUGGUAACAAGACCUAAUAGUAAUUGACAAGUGUAAUUACUCUAUGGACUUUGGUAACAAGACCUAAUAGUAAUUGACAAGUGUAAUUACUCUAUGGACUUUGGUAACAAGACCUAAUAGUAAUUGACAAGUGUAAUUACUCUAUGGACUUUGGUAACAAGACCUAUCAGUAAUUGACAAGUGUAAUUACUCUAUGGACUUUGGUAACAAGACCUAAUAGUAAUUGACAAGUGUAAUUACUCUAUGGACUUUGGU